CUUUUCCAAGUAGUCAAUUCCCUCUCAACAGCAUCAGCGAAGAGCCCGGAGGAGAUUGAGCGCGAGGAAUGGAAUCACUGCGGCCGGACCAGCGCAGAUGCCGUCGCUCGCGGCUGUCUCAUGGAGCCCAACUUCUACGGAUGGUUUCCCUCGCGAUGCGUCUUCUCUGAGCUCACUGACAAGUAUCCGGUCUUCGAGGACCGGAAGUGGUUUGUGGACGUGAACCUGACGCAAGAGAUUUCCGUCACGGACCUCUGGGAGGGGAAGCAUGCCAAGAUUUACACGAAGCGGGUGCAUGGUGAGCAUUGCCUAUACCAGUGGAGGAAACUUCGAUACGGAAUGGAAAAUCGGAAGGAAUUCCUCGACUCUAAGACGUUUAGCACCCAUCAUGCAAAGCACUGCGCUGACGAGCUGUCUGUGCGUUGUGAGGGUGCCGAGGAUAAGACGGAAGUGGAACUGGGGUUCUAUCGAUGCAAAAGAACAAUUUGGUAGCCAGUUACAGAGGGUAUCUACCUAAUAAGCACCUGGA
Molecule: messenger RNA, 529 nt
Organism: Hypoxylon fragiforme
Lineage: Eukaryota; Fungi; Ascomycota; Sordariomycetes; Xylariales; Hypoxylaceae
Exons: 2
Coding region: 121-492 (123 amino acids)
Source: RefSeq, a predicted model, not a curated record